UCAGCUGGCAGACAUUUAAAUGGGAGACAGCUCGGCGCUGCUGCAAUUUGUAAUCAAGAUCCGCGACUCCCUCUAUAUGGACUCACUGGCAGCUCCAGGCUCCUACCCCACUGCAGCCUCUAGCCGGCCAGCGAAGUAACCCACCCCAGACAGGAGACCUGAGCAGAGCUAGAGAACUCACCGCUCCGACCACAGACCGCACAGGAGGGGAAGCAGCAACCAGAGCAGGAUGGUCCGCACAGUGUAUGCUGUUGGUGGUCUGCUUCUUCUAGCUGGACUCCUGUUACCCACAGCAGAGGGGAAAAAGAAGAGUCGUGGGUCUCAGGGAGCCAUCCCUCCUCCCGACAAGGAUCAGCCCAAUGAUUCAGAGCAAACGCAGACAAAGCAGCAGCCAGGUUCAAGGCACCGAGAUCGGGGAACUGGCACACCAAUGCCUGCCGAAGAGGUGCUGGAGUCUAGCCAGGAAGCAUUACACGUCACUGAACGCAAGUAUCUUAAGAGGGAUUGGUGUAAAACUCAGCCCCUCAAACAAACCAUCCACGAAGAAGGCUGCAAUAGUCAUACUAUUAUCAACAGAUUCUGCUAUGGCCAGUGCAAUUCUUUCUACAUCCCAAGGCACGUCCGCAAAGAGGAAGGCUCUUUUCAGUCCUGUUCCUUCUGCAAACCUAAGAAGUUCACCACUAUGACAGUUACACUCAAUUGCCCUGAACUUCAGCCCCCUAGAAAGAAGAAGAGGAUCACGCGAGUCAAGGAAUGUCGGUGUAUAUCCAUAGAUUUGGACUAGACUCUGCAAUAUAUUAUUACUCCAAUGCUCCAGGCAUAGGCAAUCAGCAUUGCCAGGUUAAAUAAGAGUGAGUGACAUAACUACCAUACCUGCGUGGCUGGACAUAACUGACAGGAACCAGAGUGAAUCACCCAAAACAUGGUGUGUGUGUGUGUGUGUGUGUGUGUGUGUGUGACUACAUAUCUAUACAGAAAUAUAUGAAUGUUCACUACACAGUAAAAACAUUUAAAAUCAUGUGUGAAAUAUCACCAAAGGCCUAUAAACACACCGGUUCAAUAUCACAUCUAUGAAUUAGGACCCUUAGCAUACACUCACAUUCUCCCUGCUUGCUGGGUUCAGUGCAGCUGUGCCUUUUGCUAAUGUUUCACUGGAGACCAUACUAUUCACCUUCACGAUAUGAAAAGAAAUAUCAAAUCAGAGGCAUUCAGGAGCUUCCAAGCAUGAAUUUGAUCCUAAAUUUAAAAUAACCAGUAUUAAAAGAGGUGCAGCCAUAGGUGAAACCUCACUAAAAGCCACACUUGCAUCAAUAGUUUCUAUUAUGCCUUUCUUUUUAAAAAAAUCCGUGUUGCUGGGAGGACGGGGCGGGAACCAACAGGACACAGACAGAGAGAAAACAUAACCCCAGGGAGCUAGAAGGAAAAAGAAGGCCAAGAGUUAGCAGGAAGGAGAGGAAAGGGACAGGAGGGAGUAGGAGAUGGAAGGAGAGAAAAGAUGAGAAAGACAAAGGAAUAAGAGAAGACAUUUUCUUCUGCUACUUUUUUGCUUUAAUUUAUAGACAAAUCCAUUUGUUAUAUAAAAUGAAAAGGAAUUACGAACAAGGAAUUCAUUUCUGAAUUCUAAUAACAGUCUAAAUCAAUUAAGAUCCAUUCUUAUGUCACUAGAUCCUCUUGAUUUAUUUAUGGUCUUGUAAUUCAGAUAUCCGCUGCUUUAUAUAUUUAUGUAUGUGUCUGUACUGUACAUGUAGUAUGUAUAUAUACAGUCGCUCUCUACAUAUGUGGGUAUAUAUGUGCACCCAAUGAGGUUAUGUAUUUUGUGUAUCUGUACUUUCUCUCUCACACAAUGUACCAAUCACAAAAAAAUCUCAGUAUACAACAUUGAGCACAAAAUGACAGUAAUUUAGCAUAUAAAGAGCAAAGCAAAAAUUACAAGCAUCAUGUGACUGCAAAUGCAAUAACCACAAAGAGACAAAAGACAGGGCAUGCCUGACUAGUAAAUAUUGCAUUGUUAUUGUUAUUUUAGCUCUGCCACAGGCAUGCAGUCCGUUGAAAAAGAGAUGCAGAGCCUUGUCAGCAAUAAUCUGCUUUUUAUAUCCUUUGCCACAGUGUUACAUUUAAACAGGAUUUGGACUAAGUAAAGAGAAUUUCCUGAAAAUUAAAGGCUAAAUGCUCCCCUUCUGGAGAAAAAGCCAUGGAAGGGGAACAGUAACUCCUACAACUCCAUGUGCUUCUCCUGUGGGGUUAUCCUGGCAUUCUCCCCUUAGGGGAAUGAGUUCUGGACCGGCCCGGGGCCAUGGAAACACUUAGGAAAGUCUUGCAGGAGACUCUAUAGAGACCAGCACAGCUGUACAGAAGGCUGCCACUCCCCACUUCACCCUAAUCUUCGCUUCCCCACUCACUCAGCAGCUAUGCUGCUGCUUUCGCCCUCCCCAGCCCUAUCUCACAGAGUGCUUCCACAAGCAGUAAUUUCACAGUGUUUACCAGCCAGGUGAAGAAGGAAGCAAGCCACACAGAAUGGCUGCUUUUGAGCACAUCCCCAGCAAUGAGUUUCAAUCUGAUCGCACAUCAGUGGAAAGGCCUAUUUCUGCCACUAUUGAUGUCACCGGGAUCAGGAUUGGGCCAUAAAUCAGAAGUAACCCCAGUGAAGGUAGAAAUUCCAUUCUAAAGUUAUCCUCAUAUAAAAUCAGUGUGUGUGAGAGAAUUAGGCCCACCAGGUUGGUGUGGAGGGGCUUCUAGUCUAGGAGACAGCUGGCCAUUGAGGUGCCUUUGCUCUUCUUCUGUAUGCACAGGCCACAACUAGCAAUAAUUGGACAACUGUGCUUCCUCAUAUUCUAUGCCUCACAACAGAGGGGAGUAUAGGGCCCUAAUUUAGGAGCAAGCUACAAAGUAUUUUUGUCCAUCUGGACGCCAAGAAAGACAAUUAUUCUAUUAUUAUUACGUCAAAAGGGAAAAUACAGCAUUGGCAUAUCACAGAUACAGGAUCUGCGCAGUCAUUUAUUUAAAAGCCACAGCUAUUGCACAACGUGUCACAGUUAUUGGUCAAAUCCCACAUUUCUGCGUUUAAUAUAUUUUUACUGUAAGAUCCACAACAUUGCCAUCUGUAACACUAAGAUUGCAAAUCAGUGAUUCAUAUUAUUAAACUUUACACAUUGGAUCUGGCAUCUACUGACUUUGCGGUUCUGACACAUUUCUUCAUGGAUUUUAAAAACUAAAAUCUGGAGUUACAGGAGGUAAAUUUCCACUGUGUGGAAUGUGAAUAGUUAGAAAGAUAUGGAUAUUUAAUGUUGUUAUUAAUACAAAGCUUUUUUCAUUGAUAUGAGAGGGGGGGUUUGUUUUCCUUUAAAUGACGUCUUCCGAGUUGGUGAAAACGAAAAAUCAUUCUGAAACCUGGCUGAAAGCUUUAAACUACUUACUGUUUCUGUUCAGUUAACAGAUACACAGCUGGGGUGAAUCCUGACCCCUCCUCAUUGAAGUUAAUGGCAAAACUCCUAUUGACUUUAAUAGGGCCAUGAUUUCACCCUAGGUUGCUAAGGACCAUAUCCUCAAAGAUAACUCCUCAUCGGAAGUUAGGCGCUAAGUAUCUUUGAGGAUCUGGGCCUAAGUCCCUACACUCCGUAGCCAGCAGGCAAAGCUUUAGAUGUUUCUGGCUCCUUUAUUUAACAUUCCUUAGAGGUUAACACUUUUUGAAGCAAAAUUUGUGAAGCUUUUAAGAUGUACAUAAAGGAACAGUCAGUUAUCUACGCAAAGAUCACAAAGGAACCCCUUUAGGCAAAAUCAAAUGUAAAUUUUAUACAACAGACUUUUGUGAAUUGCUAGUUACUGCUUGGGAGUAAAAAGGUUCUGCUGACUUACAAUUAUACAAGAUAUGUAAUAUCUACCACAAUAUGUAUUUAAACGACUGCUUUUUAGUCUAACCUCCCCUCCUGCAACUGACUAUAUAACCUAAGACUGCAGUGUUUUCAUUCUCAGUCUCAUGAAACAAAUUUUGGUUUUAAAAUGAAAUUCUAAUAAUUUUGCAGCUGAAUAGAAUUGGACUUUCUCUCCCCCCACACCCAGCAUUUUGUAUGUCAUUUUAACUAUUAUUAACAAAUAAAUAAAACAUCUUCUUCA
This is a messenger RNA of Chelonia mydas (Green sea turtle), 4110 nucleotides long. It is a transcript of the gene GREM1, whose product is annotated as gremlin 1, DAN family BMP antagonist. The transcript has 2 exons. The coding region runs from base 230 to 784 and encodes 184 amino acids. Gene Ontology annotation, molecular function: BMP binding; receptor ligand activity. Lineage: Eukaryota; Metazoa; Chordata; Testudines; Cheloniidae. Gene Ontology annotation, biological process: animal organ morphogenesis. The record is from RefSeq and is a predicted model, not a curated record.